AUGGCACAUCCAGUACAACUGUCGACAUCGCGCGACACUCCGAACCCUCUACGACCUUACUACCGUCCUCCCUCGAUAGGCCUGCCGCCUGCAGAUGCAAACGCGACAGCCUCGUCGACCGGUCCAAGCAGCAGCCUGGGCAGCUCAGCUCGCAAUGUCUUUGACGACCUCGACUACUCAUCAUUCCUGAACGAUGGCGACUCGGCUUCGGUCGCCGACAUGGGUCGCAAGGUCCUCGAUCAAGCCUUGUGGAAAUACACCUCGGUCCUUCUCGCCCAGCCCUUCGAUGUCGCAAAGACAAUUCUACAAGUCCGUCUGGCCACUCAGCUCGAUGCCGAAUCUACCUUGAGACGAAGAACCUCUGCCCGCUUUGCUGUCGACCAGUACCCUCCGAGUGAUGAUGAGUCGGAUCCCGAUGAGCCCAGCUACUUCACUCCAACCAAGCCCACAAGGGCCCCCGAGUCUGAUAGAUCCCGUUCUCGUCGUCCUCGAACCCCACCCUCGCGUUCCUCCAGGGAUCAGUCGCCUGCUCCACAUGUCCUGCAGCUGCGAAGACCAGACUCGGUUAUGGAGGCCCUAUCACAGCUAUGGCAGCAAGCCGGGGCUGCUGCUAUGUGGAAGGCUACCAACGCCACCUUCAUCUACAACGUCCUGCUCAAGGCUGUCGAGGGCUGGACACGGAACCUGCUAUCUGCUCUAUUUGAUCUGCCCGACCCUUCGUCUUUGGCUUCUGUUCCCGCAGAGGUCGUCGCUGGUGCAAUGGGUGGUCUCGACCUAGCAGACAGUCCCUCGCCCCUGGCAUCUCUGGGCAUCGCAGUCGCUGCCUCUGCCAUUGCUGGUCUUCUGCUUGCUCCUCUUGAUCUUGUCCGCACGAGGUAUCUAACUAUACUAUUCUUAUGCUCUUCACAUGCUGAUCCUUUUNNUAGACUUAUCCUUACACCAACCACUUCACAACCGCGUGCCAUUCUACCCAACCUCCGCCUUCUGCCGAGUCUUACCAUCCCUACCUCGCUCUUCCCCAUCACUCUCCUCCACUCGACGCUUCCUACUCUUCUGAGCACCAGUACUCCGCUUGUCCUUCGUCAAUACUUCCGUGUUGAUCCACUCUCGACACCAGCCACCUACUCUCUCGCCACUUUCCUUACCUCAACCACCGAGCUCUUCCUCAAACUACCCCUCGAAACUGUCCUUCGUCGCGCCCAAAUAUCCCACCUCAAGACUUCUCACAAACACGCAUACAACAAAGCCGCAAUGAACUCGUUCCGCGGUAACAAGUCCGUUAGCAGUCCAGAAAUGGACACGAUCGUUCCUGUCGGUCCCUACAAGGGUGUCUUCGGCACUGCUUGGAGCAUCAUGACUGAGGAAGGCAUUCGUGAGCAACCNCCACAGAGUCGCAUGAGCACUCCUGCUAGGCCCGGUCUGGUGCCGCAAAGAAGAGAAAAGAAAGGCCAGGGUAUCGGUGGUCUGUGGAGAGGAUGGAGAGUUGGCAUGUGGGGUCUUGUUGGUGUCUGGGGUGCUUCUGCUCUUGGAGGUGGCGGCAGAACUGGUGGAGAAUUCUAG
Molecule: messenger RNA, 1560 nt
Organism: Aureobasidium musti
Lineage: Eukaryota; Fungi; Ascomycota; Dothideomycetes; Dothideales; Saccotheciaceae
Source: the annotation of a GenBank genome assembly